AUGUCAUUCUCUGAGACCGCAAAACGCAUGGGAGGCCUCUCCACGUGGACUCACCACUCAUUUUCCAACUCCCUUGUCCAGAAUCCGAAGAAACUUCUGAAGAAGCUAUGGAACCGUCAGCCAACUUCUAAGGAGGUUACUUGCUACGCCACGUCUCUCGCCAGUACCAUACUCCCUGAAGCUGUGUCUACUCACAUGAAAACCGAUUAUCUUCGAGGUGAGCGUUCAAACAAGCGCAGUCGUCUCACUGUCAUGAACCCAGAUCCAGUGACGCCAUCCGUCAGCGAUGACGGUUCGAUCUCGGAAUACCUGAUGCCCGUUGCUGAAGACGAAAAACCAGCGUCUGAGUCUGGCUUUGAUUGGGAAGUUGGCUGUCUGGAUUUCAACGACGAAGAUAUUGAUUUCGAUGCAGGAUCUUCAAGCUAUAGCCGCAGCUCAUAUGCAACCACCGAUACUUCCUCACCAGAAUCCCAUGUGAAUGAACCCGAGAAAUCUGUGGACGGCUUCGUCGAGACCGUACUUGUUAUCGAAGACCGCGACGCCGUAUUCCUCGACCUCAUUUUUGACACCGGCAUGACAGCGCAACGCUUUCGAAAAUCCUCAGAUGCAUUCGGUCGAAGUAGGCGCUCUCUAACAAAUUUGAUUUAG
This is a messenger RNA of Aspergillus wentii DTO 134E9, 648 nucleotides long. RefSeq lists its product as uncharacterized. The coding region runs from base 1 to 648 and encodes 215 amino acids. The transcript has a single exon. The record is from RefSeq and is a predicted model, not a curated record. Lineage: Eukaryota; Fungi; Ascomycota; Eurotiomycetes; Eurotiales; Aspergillaceae.